This is a messenger RNA of Cetraspora pellucida, 210 nucleotides long. Lineage: Eukaryota; Fungi; Glomeromycota; Glomeromycetes; Diversisporales; Gigasporaceae. The record is from the annotation of a GenBank genome assembly.
CCGAUUAACAAAUUUCUUCUUAUGGAGGAUAUAGUAAAGUCGACUCGAAGUCUCAAACGUAAGAAAUUCUCCAAAGAUAUUAUUGUCUUACGUCCAGUAGGGCAAGUGCCAAGUCGACUCAAAGUCUCAAACGUAAGAAAUUCUCAAAGAUAUUGUCUUGCGUCUCAACACUGCUUCGUAGCUUGUCUCAAAGACUUGAUUAACGCAUGA